AUGGUGGCGACCACUGACUGCGAAAAGGCCAAACCUAUCGCUGGAAACAAGGUAUCCAAACCACUUAUGGAAAAAAAACGAAGAGCUCGCAUCAACAGGUGUUUGGACCAGUUAAAAUCUCUUCUGGAGAGCUACUACAGCAGUAAUAUUCGGAAGCGAAAAUUGGAGAAGGCAGACAUCUUGGAGCUUACUGUGAAACACUUAAGGAACCUCCAAAAGAUCCAGAGCUGCACUGCCGCUGCUUUAGACACUUCCGAUUAUCAAAGUGGUUUCCGCAGCUGCCUGGCAAAUGUCAAUCAAUAUUUUCUGAUGGCAGACAAAUUGAACGGGGGUAACCGCUGGAUGUUAUCGCAGGUCUCCAGUAAACUCUCCCGCUCUCAGGGAAGAGAGGGAGUGUUCAGCACCAUGGACAGCGGCCCGGGCCCAGCAGAGACACAGGAUGAAGCGCAGAGACUUCUUCCAUCGGCAGCUGGACCUGAGGAGAGAAAAACCACCAACUAUAAAGCCCUGAAACCCCUUAUUGCAAGCACGUGUCCCGUUUUACCGAGUGAAGACGCACGGGCGUCAUCUAGAACCGAACACACCGGCCUUGUUUCAGCGCCCACACACAAUACUUCAGAGAAAAGUUCCAAGAUGUCUCUCCCGGUCAUUCACAGGAAUGAAGUUUCAAACAGUCAGCACACUGUGUGGCGGCCUUGGUAG
Trematomus bernacchii (emerald rockcod) is the source of this 702-nucleotide messenger RNA. RefSeq names its product hairy-related 3 (gene hes3). The coding region runs from base 1 to 702 and encodes 233 amino acids. Gene Ontology annotation, cellular component: nucleus. Gene Ontology annotation, biological process: anterior/posterior pattern specification; regulation of neurogenesis; regulation of transcription by RNA polymerase II. NCBI's taxonomy places the organism in Eukaryota, Metazoa, Chordata, Actinopteri, Perciformes, Nototheniidae. The transcript has 4 exons. The record is from RefSeq and is a predicted model, not a curated record. Gene Ontology annotation, molecular function: protein dimerization activity; RNA polymerase II cis-regulatory region sequence-specific DNA binding; DNA-binding transcription factor activity, RNA polymerase II-specific.